AUGGAGGCUUUUGAUGUGUUGGAUCACGAUCGUGUUCGUUAUGGGGUACAACUACUGAAAGGGGAGGCUCAGAUAUGGUGGAAGGGUGUGCAGUCAGCUCGGACUACUACACAUGGCCCGUUGUCCUGGCACGAGUUUGUCAGGCAGUUUGAGAGGAGGUUCUACCCGGUGACUUUCCUGGAUAGGAUGAAGAUUGAUCUGAAUGCCUAUACGCAGGAUAAGAAGUUAGUUGCAGAGUAUGAAGUGGGCUUCAAUCAGAUUGUCCGCUUCGUCCCACACGUGGCGCAUGACGAUGUAGAGAAGGCUUUGGGUGUGGAGAUGCAGCAGGUGUACACUGCUGACUUGCAGAAGUCUUCAGGUGGUGAGCAGUCUCGCAGUCAGAGCGAUAGGAAGGGCCAUUCUGGUGGCCCUGUUCACAAGAAGGGGAAGUUCCAGCGUCACCAGCCAUACCGCGGUAAGUCUUCUCAGUCCAGUGCUUCAGGAGGGAGCGCACCUCAGUACCGGGCUGUUCCCAAGCCUGGCUUGGGGCUGGUGUGCUUCCGGUGUAGCAACGCGCACCGUCGUGUGGAGUGUUAG
Molecule: messenger RNA, 576 nt
Organism: Phragmites australis (common reed)
Lineage: Eukaryota; Viridiplantae; Streptophyta; Magnoliopsida; Poales; Poaceae
Exons: 2
Coding region: 1-576 (191 amino acids)
Source: RefSeq, a predicted model, not a curated record